Messenger RNA from Oldenlandia corymbosa var. corymbosa, 3334 nucleotides. The record is from the annotation of a GenBank genome assembly. Lineage: Eukaryota; Viridiplantae; Streptophyta; Magnoliopsida; Gentianales; Rubiaceae.
CACACACAGCUCACUGAUUACUUUGGGAAUCAGCAAUCAUGAAACUUGGUACACAGGAGAAAAAAAAAAAAAAGUCUUCUUCAGCUUAAUCAAGAAUUUAUCAAACAAUUAUUACAGGAAUGCACGUUCUUUCCAAAUUCGCUCCCAUCACAUAAUGUUCUUUGUUGCUAAUUAUUCCUUUUUUUUUUUUUGCAAGAUUUCCUAAUACCAAAAUUCCAUUUUUUCCUUGAGUCCUAACCCACAAAACCAAAAAAAUGACUAAAUAAGUUGCACCAUUUUUCUUCCUUUUCAUUUCUUUAGCUCUUUGAAGUUUGAACAUCGCCUUUUAGCAUUGUACCUCAUGUAGUCUACUCAUUCCCACCAAAACAUACACAUUGAUCACCGCCAGAGGCCGAGCAUUGUCGAUACUGUCUCCGGUGGAUUGCAACAAUGGGAAGACAAGCAAUGAAUCUUGGCAAAGCCAGAGCAGAUACCCGCCUUAUCCUCCAUCUUGCAGGAUUGGUUUUACUUCUUUUUGCCUCCAUGGGUGUCAAUGUAGUAACGGCAGGACCUAAGUCAGUUCCUACAGAAUUUACUCCUGCUGAUAACUACCUGAUCAACUGUGGAUCCUCUUCAAGCACUUGGCUAGAUGAUGGCAGAACUUUCAAGUCUGAUCCUCAGUCUGCUUCUUAUUUGUCCACUGAGGAAGACAUUUUGGCUACGGUUAAUUCGUUGCCUAACAAUGUCGUAUCUUCUUCUCCUUCAUCAUCGUUUCCAUUGUAUCUUUCUGCCAGAAUUUUCGAGCAUGAAUCGAUGUAUAGAUUCCUGGUCUUUAGCCCAGGCCGCCAUUGGGUACGGCUGUACUUUUAUCCCAUAGCUCAUCCCUCUUAUAAUCUAACAAGUGCCACAUUCUCAGUUAGCACUGAUAGUACUGUUCUGUUGCAUGGCUUCUCAGUGAAGGAUAGUACUAGAAUGGUAUUCAAAGAGUACCUCAUUAAUGUUUCUUCUAAUGCAUUCACCCUGAAAUUCUCUCCUAUAAAAAAUUCUUUUGCAUUUAUCAACGGCAUUGAGUUUGUUUCGGCACCAGACAACCUCAUUUCUGAUUUAGCCACCUCUGUUUAUCCUGUUGCCGAUUUUAGUGGCUUGACUAAAUUUGCACUUGAAACGUCUUAUAGAAUUAAUGUUGGGGGCCCAUUUGUGACCCCAAGGAAUGACACAUUGUGGAGGACAUGGCAGCCUGAUAAUCAGUUCAAUGCCUUCCCUCAAGGUGCCAGAGCUGUGUCGGUAGAUCCUGCCAUUAUUGAAUAUCCAGAUGAUGGAGCCACACCUUUGAUUGCACCACCUUGGAUUUAUGCAACAGCUGAUCAGAUGGUGGAUUCUGGUGUGGCUGACUCCAACUUCAACCUAACAUGGCAGAUGAGUGUUGAUCCAAGUUUCUCUUACUUGAUCAGACUUCAUUUUUGUGAUAUUGUCAGCAAGGUCAUGAAUGAGCUCUACUUCAAUGUUUAUGUAAACGGCAUGAUUGCUGUUUCAAGUCUUGAUCUUUCAACACUCGUUUCAGACCUUGCUGUCCCUUACUAUAAAGAUCUAGUACUCAAUGCCUCCUUUAUUACAAACAAUUCUAUAGUUGUUCAGGUUGGUCCUACUUUAAAUCAGCAAAGUUCCCCAAAUGCUAUACUCAACGGACUGGAGAUCAUGAAGCUGAGCAACUUAGCUGGAAGCUUAGAUGGUUUGUUUUCUUCAAAUGCAGCUCCAAGCAUGGGAAGUAAUAAGCUGAAAAUUGCUGCUGUUAUAGGUUUAGCAACGGGGAUUGUUGCACUAGUAUUGCUCGUGAUCAGCUUCAUACGGAGACAAAAGAAGCCUAAGGGUUGGAAGAGACAAAAGACAUUUGCCUCAUGGCUUCCUCUCAAUUCAAGCUUUUGCAGUUUCUUAUCAAGUAAGACCAAAACAACUAAUUUUUCAAGUUUUGUUUCAGCAGGAGUUGGUCUAGGCAGGCAAUUUACUUUAAAUGAAAUAAAGGAUGCAACAAAAAAUUUUGAUGAGAAGGCUGUUAUCGGUGUCGGGGGUUUUGGGAAAGUGUACCUCGGAGAAUUGGCUGAUGGAACCAAACUUGCCAUAAAAAGAGGCAAUCCAUCAUCAUCACAGGGAAUAAAUGAAUUUCAAACCGAAAUUGAAAUGCUUUCCAAGCUCAGACAUCGUCAUCUUGUCUCAUUGAUUGGAUACUGUGAUGAACAAUCUGAAAUGAUCUUGGUCUAUGAGUACAUGGCCAAUGGUCCACUUCGCGACCACAUCUAUGGGUCAAAUUUGCCGACAUUGUCAUGGAGGCAACGCCUAGAGAUCUGCAUUGGUGCAGCUCGUGGAUUGCAUUAUCUUCACACUGGUGCAGCACAAGGCAUAAUUCACCGUGAUGUUAAAACUACUAACAUCCUCUUGGAUGACAAUUUUGUUGCGAAAGUUUCUGAUUUUGGCUUGUCCAAAGCUGGCCCCUCUUCUUUGGAGCAAACACAUGUCAGCACAGCUGUAAAAGGCAGUUUUGGAUAUCUUGAUCCCGAGUAUUUCAGAAGACAACAGCUCACAGAGAAAUCAGAUGUCUACUCCUUUGGAGUGGUCCUUUUCGAGGUGCUAUGUGCAAGGCCUGCUCUUGAUCCAGCAUUGCCAAGGGAGCAAGUCAAUUUAGCCGAAUGGGCAAUGCAACAGAACAGGAAAGGAUUCCUAGAGAAGAUCAUUGACCCACUUAUUGUCGACACCAUUGGCUCUGAAUCAUUGAGAAAGUAUGUGGAAGCUGCAGAGAAAUGCUUGUCAGAAUACGGAGUUGAUAGGCCUUCUAUGGGGGAUGUAUUGUGGAAUUUGGAGUUUUCUUUGCAACUUCAGGAUGCAUCUUCGAUCAUUCAUGAUCCACCUGAAGAAAAUAACAGAAAGCACAACUCCAAUUUGGGAGGAACAAGCAGUGAAGUACAGCUGCUAAUUGAUAUGAAUGAUGAUUCUGGAGUAGUGGUUGCUUCUCCUAUGUUUGUUGAUGAAAACCUGGAAGGAAGGUAAAUGGUCUUUGAACAAAAUGAGAUUUCACUGACUUCACCAGCAAAAUAGGCAUGGACAAUCUAGCCGAAAGAAGAUUUGCAUCGACAAUGUAUCUCCCAAUCUCCUUGUAUUGUUUUAAAAGUUCCCAGGAAGCCAUUUGGACUCUUUACAAGUCUGUUCUGAAGCUGAUGGUUUCCCUCAAGUUUUUAACUUAUGAACAAUUGCUUGUAGUAGAUUGAUUCAUGUUUUAAUUUUUUAUUUUGAUGUCUUUGUAGUUUAGUACUUUUAAGGUACUCUGUUUUCUCUAAACUUCGAAAAUUUCAUUUCUAAUUUCAAC